GGGCAACGCCAAGCCACGCACCGCGCCAUGGGGGCCGCGCCGGGCCGCCGGGGACCCGCGCCGCCGCCGGUGCUGCCGCUGCUGCCGCUGCUGCCGCUGCUGCUGCUGCUGCCGCCGCCCGCCGCCCCGGCGCUGGACCCCGGGCUGCUGCCCGGCAACUUUUCCGCCGACGAGGCCGGGGCGCAGCUCUUCGCGCAGAGCUACAACUCCAGCGCCGAGCAGGUGCACUUCCAGAGCACCGUCGCCAGCUGGGCGCACGACACCAACAUCACCGCCGAGAAUGCACAGCGCCAGGAAGAAGCAGCCCUGCUCAGCCAGGAGUUUACAGAGGCCUGGGGCCAGAAGGCCAAGGAGCUGUACGAGCCCAUCUGGCAGAACUUCACUGACCCAAAGCUGCGCAAAAUCAUCAGAGCUGUGUGCACCCUGGGCCCUGCCAACCUGCCCCUGGCCAAGCGACAGCAGUACCUCUCUCUGCUAAGCAACAUGAGCAGGAUCUACUCCACCACCAAGGUCUGCUUCCCCAACAAGACUGCCACCUGCUGGUCCCUGGACCCAGAGCUCACCAACAUCCUGGCUUCCUCAAGAAGCUACGCCAGGCUGCUGUUCGCCUGGGAGGGCUGGCACGACGCUGUGGGCAUCCCGCUGAAAGCCUUGUACCAGGACUUCUGCACCCUCAGCAACGAGGCCUACAGGCUGGAUGGGUUCUCAGACACAGGGGCCUACUGGCGCUCCUGGUACAGCUCACCCACCUUUGAGGAGGACCUGGAGCACCUCUACCAGCAGUUAGAGCCCCUCUACUUGAACCUCCACGCCUAUGUCCGCCGUGCACUGCACCGUCGAUAUGGGGACAGAUACGUCAACCUCAGGGGACCCAUCCCUGCUCAUCUGCUGGGAGACAUGUGGGCCCAGAGCUGGGACAAUCUCUACGACAUGGUGGUGCCUUACCCAGGCAAGGCCAACCUCGAUGUCACCAGUACUAUGGUGCAGCAGGGCUGGAACGUCACGCACAUGUUCCGGGUGGCGGAGGAAUUCUUCACCUCCCUGGGGCUGUCACCCAUGCCUCCUGAGUUUUGGGCCGAGUCGAUGCUGGAGAAGCCGGCCGACGGGCGGGAGGUGGUGUGCCACGCGUCGGCCUGGGACUUCUACAACAGGAAGGACUUCAGGAUCAAGCAGUGCACGCGGGUGACGAUGGACCAGCUGUCCACGGUGCACCACGAGAUGGGCCACGUGCAGUACUACCUGCAGUACAAGGACCAGCCCGUCUCCCUGCGCGAGGGUGCCAACCCUGGCUUUCACGAGGCCAUCGGGGACGUGCUAGCGCUCUCAGUCUCCACUCCUGCACAUCUGCACAAAAUUGGCCUGCUGGACCGUGUCACCAAUGACACAGAAAGCGACAUCAAUUACUUGCUAAAGAUGGCUCUGGAAAAGAUUGCCUUCCUGCCCUUUGGCUACUUGGUGGACCAGUGGCGCUGGGGAGUCUUCAGUGGGCGCACGCCUCCUUCCCGCUACAACUUUGACUGGUGGUAUCUCCGGACCAAGUAUCAGGGGAUCUGUCCUCCAGUUGUCCGAAACGAAACCCACUUUGAUGCUGGAGCUAAGUUUCAUGUCCCAAAUGUGACACCAUAUAUCAGGUACUUUGUGAGCUUCGUCCUGCAGUUCCAGUUCCAUCAAGCCCUGUGCAAGGAGGCAGGCCACCAGGGCCCCCUGCACCAGUGUGACAUCUACCAGUCCACCCAGGCGGGGGCCAAGCUCCAGGAGGUGCUGAAGGCGGGCUCAUCCCAGCCCUGGCAGGACGUGCUGAAGAAUAUGACCGGCUCUGACGCCCUGGACGCUCAGCCGCUGCUCGACUACUUCCAGCCGGUCAGCCAGUGGCUGCAGGAGCAGAACCAGCAGAACAACGAGGUCCUGGGCUGGCCAGAAUACCAGUGGCGCCCGCCGUUGCCUGACAACUACCCAGAGGGCAUUGACCUGGUGACCGACGAGGCUGAGGCCCGCAAGUUCGUGGAGGAAUAUGACCAGACGUCCCAGGUGGUGUGGAACGAGUACGCCGAGGCCAACUGGAACUACAACACCAACAUCACCACUGAGACCAGCGAGAUUCUGCUGCAGAAGAACAUGCAGACAGCCAACCACACCCUGCAGUGGGGCGUCCGGGCCAGGCAGUUUGAUGUGAACAACUUCCAGAACGCCACCACGAAGCGGAUCAUAAAGAAGGUUCAGGACCUGGAGCGGGCGGCGCUGCCAGCCCCAGAGCUGCAGGAGUACAACCGGAUCCUGAUGGAUAUGGAACACAAGUACAGCGUGGCCACUGUGUGCCACACCAAUGGCACUUGUCUGCAGCUGGAGCCAGAUCUGAUAAAUGUGAUGGCCACGUCCCGGAAGUAUGAAGAACUGUUAUGGGCCUGGAAGGGCUGGCGAGACAAGGUGGGGAAAGACGUUCUCCCUUUAUUCCCAAAAUAUGUGGAACUCACCAACAAGGCUGCCUGGCUCAACGGCUACACAGAUGGAGGGGACUCGUGGAGGUCUAUGUAUGAGACGCCAUCCCUGGAGCAAGACCUGGAGCAGCUCUACCAGCAGCUGCAGCCGCUGUACCUGAACCUGCACGCCUACGUGCGCCGGGCCCUGCACCGCCACUACGGGGCCCAGCACAUCAACCUGGAAGGCCCCAUCCCCGCUCAUCUGCUGGGGAACAUGUGGGCACAGACCUGGUCCAACAUCUAUGACUUAGUGGUGCCCUUCCCGUCGGCCCCCUCGUUGGACGCCACAGCGGCCAUGAUAAAGCAGGGCUGGACACCAAGGAGGAUGUUUGAGGAAGCCGACAAUUUCUUCACCUCCCUGGGGCUGCUGCCCGUGCCCCCCGAGUUCUGGAACAAGUCGAUGCUGGAGAAGCCCACUGACGGGCGGGAGGUGGUGUGCCACGCCUCGGCCUGGGACUUCUACAAUGGCAAGGACUUCCGGAUAAAGCAGUGCACCACCGUGAACAUGGAGGACCUGGUGGUGGCCCACCAUGAAAUGGGCCACAUCCAGUACUUCAUGCAGUACAAGGACCUGCCUGUGUCCUUGAGGGAGGGCGCCAACCCCGGCUUUCACGAGGCCAUUGGGGACGUCCUGGCCCUCUCAGUGUCUACGCCCAAGCACCUACACAGCAUCAACCUGCUGAGUAGCGAGGGUGGCGGCUACGAGCACGACAUCAACUUUCUGAUGAAGAUGGCACUCGACAAGAUCGCCUUUAUCCCCUUCAGCUACCUCGUGGACCAGUGGCGCUGGAGGGUCUUCGACGGGAGCAUCAGCCAGGAGAACUACAACCAGGAGUGGUGGAGCCUCAGGCUGAAGUACCAGGGUCUCUGUCCUCCAGUGCCCAGGUCUCAAGGUGACUUUGACCCAGGGGCCAAGUUCCACAUUCCUUCAAGUGUGCCUUACAUCAGGUACUUUGUCAGCUUCAUAAUCCAGUUCCAGUUCCACGAGGCGCUGUGCCAGGCAGCUGGCCACCAGGGCCCCCUGCACAAGUGUGACAUCUACCAGUCCAAGGCGGCGGGCCAGCGCCUGGCGGACACCAUGAAGCUGGGCUUCAGUAAGCCGUGGCCAGAAGCCAUGAAGCUGAUCACGGGCCAGCCCAACAUGUCUGCCUCCGCCAUGUUGAACUACUUCAAGCCGCUGCUGGACUGGCUCAUCACUGAGAACGGGCGGCACGGGGAGAAGCUGGGCUGGCCGCAGUACAACUGGACGCCAGACUCCGCUCGCGCAGAAGGCACUCAGCCAAACGCCGGCCGCGUCAACUUCCUGGGCCUGAACCUGGACGAGCAGCAGGCCCGUGUGGGCCAGUGGGUGCUGCUCUUCCUGGGCGUCGCCCUGCUGGUGGCCACCUUGGGCCUCACCCAGCGGCUCUUCAGCAUCCGCCAACACAGCCUCCACCGGCCCCACCGCAGGCCCCAGUUUGGCUCCGAGGUGGAGCUGAGACACUCCUGAGAUGGUCGGACUGGGCCAGCCAGGGAGCCUCCAGCCAAAGACUGGGACGGGCACAUGGGCAGUGGGCCGAGGGUGCACCCAGCCCACCCUCCUCCCGCCCCAUCCUCCUUCCCACUCUGUCCUUCAGACCACUAGCCCCCCAGCUCCUGCCCCCCUUUCUCCAGGCACACACAGGAGUGUCUCAGCACCACCCCCAGGUCUCUCUGUGAAUACAAUUAAAGGUCCUGCCCUACCCA
Messenger RNA from Microcebus murinus (gray mouse lemur), 4202 nucleotides. Its product is annotated as angiotensin-converting enzyme. Gene Ontology annotation, biological process: positive regulation of systemic arterial blood pressure; proteolysis; regulation of systemic arterial blood pressure by renin-angiotensin. NCBI's taxonomy places the organism in Eukaryota, Metazoa, Chordata, Mammalia, Primates, Cheirogaleidae. Gene Ontology annotation, cellular component: plasma membrane. The record is from RefSeq and is a predicted model, not a curated record. Gene Ontology annotation, molecular function: peptidyl-dipeptidase activity; metallopeptidase activity.